GCCCCUGCGGCCAGCCGCUCGAUGCGAUAGCUGAUGUGGAAGGCGUCGCUGCUGCUGGCCGCGGUCCGUGCCGACUUCGACGAUGCCAUGGUGGCGGCCGGGCAGCGGGGGCAGCGCAGGGCACACAAGGCGGGACCGGCGCUGCUGGACGUGCUGCGCGUGCCCGUGCGCACCGGCUGUGCGCUGACCUAUGCGGCCGGCAACCGCACGCUGACGUUCCGCGGCGCGCGCCGCAUCAGCUUCGACCCGGCGCAGGACUGCGACGGCGCCUGGCCGGCCUGCGGCGCCGGCGCGCCGCGGACGCCCCUGCUCUGCUCGUUGGGUGCAGGUGCGUCUCGCCCGCCGCGGCGCGCCCCCCUCGCGCUCGCGACGUCGGUCACGGACUUUCGGUUCCUCUGGCGCUUCUGGCGCUGGGCGGCGAACACGGCGUGCUACGCCUCGCAGCACGACCUCCCGUACUACGUCUUCGUCGGCACGCCGCUCAAGCGGGCGACGAAACGGAGCGCCGCGACGACGUGCCCCGCGCGGAAGGAGGAGCUCCUGGGCCACACGUCGAAGGCCCUCUCGCUGCACGCGCUCGCGGCGCUGGGCGUGGCGGACCGCGUGCUCUUCCUGGACGCGCGACUUCUGUGCAGAAACCGAAAUUUCACGGCGCCUUCGCGUCGACAUCCACGCCAUCGACGCGAUGCCUGCUCGACGGCGUGGCGGUGCCCGUUCCCGACUCACUGGUUGAUUUCCCCACAGGCGGACAUCUGGAUCGCGCGCCACGUGCCGCUCCGGGCCUUUCUCGAGGCCGCCGGCGCCGCGGACGUCGCCCUGCCGGCGCCCUGCUACCGCCAGCUCUUCGGCGCCGCCGUCGUGCUCGUGCGGUCGACGCCGUGGGCCGCCGGGUUCCUGGCCACGUGGUUCGGCCUGCGCUGCGGCCCGAAGGACCAGCCGUCGCUGUGGCACCUCGUCCUGCGGGCCGCGGGGCUCGACGGUGCCGCCGAAGAGGUGUUGAAACUCUACCACGACGAGCGGUGCGUCGUCGACGGCGCGCUGACGAAGAACGAGUGCUCGUGCGUUGCAAGUGGCCGCGUCGCGGCCGACGACGCGACGUGCGGCUACUACGCGGCGUGGAAGGCGGCGAACCGCGCGUUCCUGGCCGGCGGCGCGUUCCCGCCGGGCGCCGUCGUCGACGCGGGCGACGUGUACGCGGUGCGGCGGCCGACGUUCGUCGAGGGCGGCCGCGUGGCGUACCUACCGAACGUCGGGUCCGGGUCGCUCCUCUGCGGCGCGGCGGCGCCGCUCCGCCACGUCAAGUUCCUCCGGAAGGAGGACCGCGACUUGCCGGCCGCGUGCCCCGCGCUGCCGCCGGGGACGGGGUGGAAGGGGGACUAAGUUUGUAGGUGUUGUGUUCGAAAAAA
This is a messenger RNA of Pelagomonas calceolata, 1406 nucleotides long. Lineage: Eukaryota; Pelagophyceae; Pelagomonadales; Pelagomonadaceae. The record is from the annotation of a GenBank genome assembly.